AUGAAUGGAAGAUUAAUAUUUGAUGAGAAAAUAGAAGAUUUAGAAGUGGUAAUUGAAAGCAACGAAAUUAAAAAUAUUCUUAAUAGUUUUUUAAGUAAGACAAAGAAUGUAAUAAAAGUUACAAAUAAUGGUGAUGUUGAUAAAGAUUCUAUGAACAGUGAAAGGUUUUCAGUAGAUAAACCUUUAGAAAAAUAUAUUACAACUGCAAUAGAAAGGAAUACAAAUAUAUUAAAAUAUUUAAUGAAAAGUUUACCAAAUCCAAAAGAUAGAAAAAAUAUAGAAGUGGUUUCAAAAAAAUUUUAUUCAUUUUCAAAUGAUCCUAUUUCAUAUGUACCUUUAUCAAAAAGUGAAAAAAUUUCAAAACAAUUUAUCAAUGAAGAAUCAGGAUCAUAUCAAUUAAUUAUUUCUGGAGGAGAAGUAAUUAUUAAUAUUCUUGAAACAUUACAACCUAAAGAUCAAAGUUUUGAUGUUUUAAGGAGAAUUUUAAAAAAAUAUAUUCCAAUUAUGGAGUCAUUAUAUUUUAUGAUAACAACACCUAAUUAUUAUAAAAUUUUUGAAAAUUUAAAUUGUUUUGAUAGAAUAAAGACUGUCAAAAUUGAUAUUAAUUCUUUACAAAAAAGUGGUACAAGAAUUUUUAAAGAAUGUCCCUCUUUGAAACCUGUAAAUAUUUAUAUCAAAGAUUUAUCUCUACUCAAUAAUAGAGAGAUUUGUGAUUGCAUUGAAUAUCAAUUUCCAUCAAGUGUUAAAAAUUUCUAUUUUGAGAGUAAUCCAGAAAUUUUAGAAUGGUUACUAAGUAAAGUAUCAUUUUAUGAUUAUGGAUAUUUUGAUAAUUUUUUCAUGUCUAAAUAUUCUUUUAUAAAGUUAAUGGAUUCUAAUGUAAAAAGUAAUUUCUUGGAAAUUAUAAAAUAUUUCAAAAGGAUAUCUUAUUAUAAUGGUGAUUUUUAUGCUUCUCCAUUUGAUAAAAAUGUUGGAGAAGUUCUUUCUAAAUACAAUAUCAAAACAUUUGCAAAUGUAUAUUUUUCAAAAAACAAUAUUAUUAAAAAUUUUCUUGAUUGUCCAAAUAAAUUAAAAGAAUUUGAUGAAAUUCGUGGAAAUAUAUUAAGAAAACGUAAUUGUAGAAUAUUAGGAAAUAAAGGCAUCUAUUCAAGUAUAAAUAAAUUAAUUAUAUCUGAUAUAAUAGAAGCAAGAAAAUUUCAUCCUUUUUCAAUAUAUGAAUUACAAUUUUUAAUAUAUGACAUUGAAAAAAUGAAAAAAUUAGACCACUUGGAGAUUGAUCUUCAUUUAUUUAAAAGUUUUCCUGAUUUUAAAAAAUUUUUUUGUGCUAUUAAAAGUCAGAUAAAAUAUCUAAAAAUUGGAAAAUGUUCUACUAUUAUGUCUUAUUACUUUCCUGAAAUAAAACGUUAUUGUGGAAAAUUGAUGUAUCUUUAUUUAGAAGAUGUUGGCCCAUAUACUACAGUUACGAUAAAGAAUAUCUUAACGACAAUUAAAAAUUUAAAAGGACUCAAAAUAAAAUUUAAUGAUUUUUAUAAUUUUAAAUAUAUUUUAGAAAGUUUAGAAAAAAAAGAUGGUGUUGAAAGUGUUUUAGAUUGGCCUAAGAUUGAUUUUCUUAAUAUUAUUUGUCCUUUUCCAGAUAAUGAAAAUUAUGAAAAGAUAAGGCAAAUUGAAUACAAUACACCAAGAAAGACAGGUAAAUUUAUGUUAAAAGAAAUUGUUCAUAAUGGAAAAAUAUGUUGUCAAAUUAUUGUUCAACGUAGUACAAAAUUAUAUGAUCAAUUUGAAGAAAUAUUUGAUACAUAUUUUUAA
Strongyloides ratti is the source of this 1803-nucleotide messenger RNA. RefSeq lists its product as hypothetical. Bases 1 to 1803 code for a protein of 600 amino acids. The record is from RefSeq and is a predicted model, not a curated record. The transcript is spliced from 2 exons. Lineage: Eukaryota; Metazoa; Nematoda; Chromadorea; Rhabditida; Strongyloididae.